AUGGAGUCUGAUUUCAAGGCUGUAGUGCAACCACAAAGAAGGCUAAACCUAAAUAUGAAGGAAGUGGUGAAGGCUGAAGUGAUCAAGCUACUUGAUGCCGGAAUGAUAUAUCCCAUCUCAGAUAGUCCUUGGGUAAAUCUGGUACAAGUCGUUCCAAAGAAAAGAGGAAUGACUGUAGUGCCCAAUGAGAAAAAUGAGUUGGUGCCCACUAGGACUGUCACUAGAUGGAGGGUUUAUAUUAAUUACCGGAAAUUAAAUGAUGCAACAAGGAAAGACCACUUCCCUCUCCAAUUCAUUGACCAAAUGCUGGAGCGUCUUUUGGGCCAUAUGUUUUACUGUUUCUUGGAUGGGCUCUCAGGAUAUUUCGAAAUCCCAAUAGCACCGGAAGAUCAAGAGAAAACUACCUUCACAUGCCCAUAUGGAACAUUUGCCAACCGUCAGAUGCCGUUCAGAUUGUGCAAUGCACCAACAACUUUUCAGUUAUGCAUGAUGGUUAUUUUUAAUGAGAUGAACUAUCCAUUUGAGUUGAUGUGCGACGCAAGCGAGUAUGUUGUGGGAGCUGUACUUGGCCAGAGAAAAGACAAGCAUUUUCAUCCCAUUUAUUAUGCCAGCAAGACUCUAACAAUUGCUCAAGAGAAUUACACUAUAACAGAAAAAGAAUUAUUGGCUGUGAUGUUUGCGUUUAAUAAAUUUCGUCAAUAUUUAAUUCUUUCUAAAGUUAUAGUAUAUACUGAUCAUUCUGCAUUACGUUAUUUGCUAACCAAAACGGAAGCAAAGCCUAGAUUAAUGAGAAAUCCCAGCAUGGAGGAACUAGAUGAGAUGAGCAUUAAUGACAAAUUCCCAGAAGAACACUUGUAUAAUGUGGACCCAUAUCUUUUUCGAAUUUGUGCAGACCAGGUUAUUAGAAGGGGUGUGUCACAUUCUGAAGGAUGGAAUAUUUUAGGACAUUGUCACACUAGCCCUGCUGAAGGUCAUCAUUCUAGAAGUAGGACGACUAAAAAGGAGCUAGAAUCCAGAUUUUACUGGCCUUCUAUUUUUAGGGAUGCUCACAGGAUAGAUUUUAUGGGACCUUUUCCUAGUUCAAAAGGGAAUACAUACAUUUUAGUGACUAUUGAUUAUUUGUCCAAAUGGGUUGAGGUACAAGCUUUACCUACUAAUGAUGCAAGAGUAGUCACUAGGUUCCUUAAAAAGUUGUUUUCACGAUUUGACACCCCAAGAGCUUUAAUUAGUGAUAGGGGUACACAUUUUUGCAAUACACAACUUGAAAAAGUUCUGAAUAAAUAUGGAGUCACCCAUGGAAUUGCUACCCCAUAUCACCCUCAAACAAGUGAUCAAGUUGAAGUAGCUAAUAGGGAGUUGAAAAGGGUGUUAGAAAAAAUAGUAGAGAAGAAUAGGAGGGACUGA
Abrus precatorius (Indian licorice) is the source of this 1404-nucleotide messenger RNA. RefSeq lists its product as uncharacterized. Gene Ontology annotation, molecular function: nucleic acid binding. Bases 1 to 1404 code for a protein of 467 amino acids. Lineage: Eukaryota; Viridiplantae; Streptophyta; Magnoliopsida; Fabales; Fabaceae. The record is from RefSeq and is a predicted model, not a curated record. The transcript is spliced from 5 exons. Gene Ontology annotation, biological process: DNA integration.